Molecule: messenger RNA, 1764 nt
Organism: Fusarium oxysporum Fo47
Lineage: Eukaryota; Fungi; Ascomycota; Sordariomycetes; Hypocreales; Nectriaceae
Product: mitochondrial branched-chain alpha-ketoacid dehydrogenase kinase-domain-containing protein
Exons: 4
Coding region: 1-1764 (587 amino acids)
Biological process (GO): regulation of glucose metabolic process; protein phosphorylation
Cellular component (GO): mitochondrion
Molecular function (GO): pyruvate dehydrogenase (acetyl-transferring) kinase activity
Source: RefSeq, a predicted model, not a curated record
AUGUCGUGGAAAGCUUCAGAGCGUCUGAUGGAUACUAUCCGUCACUAUGCUCGGUUUCCCGCCACUGGUGUCAGCUUGCGCCAGAUGGUCCAGUUUGGCGAGAAACCCUCAGUCGGAACCCUAUUCCGAGCUUCUCAGUUCUUAGCCGAGGAGCUUCCAAUCCGUCUAGCUCAUCGCGUGCAAGAGCUCGACGAGCUCCCAGAUGGCCUUAAUGAGAUGCCCUCUGUCAUUAAAGUCAAAGAUUGGUACGCCCAAUCGUUCGAGUUACCCUCGGAUAUCCGAAACCGCCUCAUGAAACCCAGCAAAGCUAUCGGUCGCAAUGCUUUCCGCCUUCCUGCCGCAACCCCUAAUCCCUCUAUCGACGAGGGCGAAGCCGACGGUUGGGGCGGUCUUCAGAACGACAAUGGCAAAGCCAAGGCCUCUGCGCGCCGGUACUUUGCUAUUGUUGACGACUCAAGCGACUGGCCCGCCGAUCUUCACCUGUACAACCAACGUUUCGCUCAGACUCUGCACCACAUCAAGCGCCGUCAUGAUGGCGUCGUUACCACAAUGGCUCAAGGCAUCCUCGAAUACAAGCGCCGUCGCCAGCGCAUGCAGAUUGACAGCACCAUCCAGUCCUUCCUCGACCGCUUCUACAUGUCCCGUAUCGGUAUCCGCAUGCUUAUCGGCCAGCACAUCGCAUUGACAGACCAGAGCCAUCAUCGCGACCCCACUUAUGUCGGUAUUAUUUGUACCAAGACCAAUGUCCAAGAUCUCGCUCAGGAAGCCAUUGAGAACGCCCGAUUUGUCUGUGAGGAUCACUAUGGUCUUUUCGAAGCUCCCAAGGUCCAACUCGUCUGCAACCCCAACCUGAACUUUAUGUACGUUCCCGGUCAUCUGUCGCACAUGCUCUUCGAGACCCUUAAGAACUCUCUGCGCGCCGUUGUCGAAACCCAUGGUAUGGAGAAGCAAGCUUUCCCCGUUACAAAGGUUAUUGUUGCCGAAGGCAAGGAAGAUAUCACCAUCAAAAUCUCUGACGAAGGCGGUGGUAUCCCUCGAAGCGCUAUCCCUCUCGUUUGGACUUACAUGUACACCACUGUCGAUCGCACACCAAGCUUAGAUCCCGAUUUCGAUAAGAGCGACUUCAAGGCCCCGAUGGCUGGUUUUGGAUAUGGUUUACCCAUCUCACGUUUAUACGCGCGCUACUUCGGCGGUGACUUGAAACUCAUCAGUAUGGAAGGGUUCCCCCCUGGGUUCUUCGCAAACGACUACAAGGCCGAAGCCGCGAGAUAUCGGAACGGAAACAGGUGGGCGAUGCCGAGGCGGUGGUCAACGCGCCACCACGAAGCAACUAUACCAGUCCACAGGAAGUCUAAUGGGUUUUUUUCUUACAAAAAGGGAAUUAUCGUCGCCCGCGGGAGAUCCGUGCGCCGGAGCAAAACACAGACGAAAAUAUAUCGUGAUACUACUAUAUCAGCAACUACUACAAGAAACAAUAAGAGGAAGAGCAACAAGAAGGAUCAGACGACGACGAUUACGAGGCCGUCCACGAUAUGCCCGCAGCUAUACCACGCCAAUAGGAACGCACAACUCACUUGGAUAUUCGAAAGAGGAGGAAAGAGACUAGUCGAUUCGAGGGACGAAGAUCCUACUACACCAGAACAUCGCACCAUGUGGUUCACACAACCCGAGGGACCGCUCUCCAUGGAGGCCAGUCUAAAAACCAAUGUUGGGAAUCUCUACAGUCUUACAAAGCGUGCCGUUGCACGCAUGUUUGGACAAUAA